Molecule: messenger RNA, 685 nt
Organism: Branchiostoma floridae (Florida lancelet)
Lineage: Eukaryota; Metazoa; Chordata; Leptocardii; Amphioxiformes; Branchiostomatidae
Product: leukocyte surface antigen CD53-like
Exons: 4
Coding region: 113-670 (185 amino acids)
Cellular component (GO): membrane
Source: RefSeq, a predicted model, not a curated record
AACUACGUCAUCACACUGUUUGACAAGACCACUCACAAUUAGUCUGACUUUCUAUUUCCUUGAAGAACUUUUCGUCCGUCUGUAAGGUGCCAACGGAUUCCAAGACGUCAAAAUGGAGGGGUGUGGACUUAACUGCAUCAAGUAUCUCUUGUUCGCUUUCAACCUGAUUUUCUGGCUUGCCGGAGGCGGGUUGAUCGGAGUGGGGAUCUACGUGAUGGUUGCGUACGGCGUGAGUGACGUGCUGUCUUUGCUGAACCUCAGCACGCUGCUGCUGCACGGCGGCGCCAUCACGCUCAUCGUGGUCGGCGUCAUCACCUUCAUCGUCGGCUUCCUGGGCUGCUGCGGCGCCAUCAAGGAGAACCGCUGUAUGCUGGGAACGUUUUUCACCCUGCUGCUGAUCCUGCUGCUGGCGGAGAUCGGGGUGGCCAUCUACGCCUUCGUGCAGCGUGACCAGUUCUUCGGCCUGAUCGGCACUGCUGUGGACGGGGCCUCCGUCAAUCAAUAUUCCAGCCUCGACCAGGCCGGACAAAGGCUGAUCGACUUCACCCAGACUCAUGUGAGUGCCGAUCCAUAUUACUGUCGAGACGACGUCGUCGCUGUGACACGUGUGGCUCAACUUGUAGUGCCUAUAGCUAGUAGGAUAGCAAGUUUUCGGGUGCAUUUUUGCUAACCCUUUAAGCUUCCC